CGGAAGCAGAGCGGUGGACAAAGAAUACCGUACACACGCGGGUAAUAUUGACAGAAUCCUACAAGAAAAGUCAAUGCCAGUGUGACCAUGGAUGGGUACUCGGUCCAUAAAGUAAUAGGUGAAGGGUCCUUUGGUCGGGCACUGCUGGUCCAAUCCAGAACCAACCAUGAGAACUAUGUCAUGAAAGAGAUCCUACUCCCAAAGAUGCAAUCCAAGAUGGAGAACACCAGAAGAGAAGCUGUACUCCUGUCCAGGAUGAAACAUCCCAGCAUAGUGGCCUUCAGGGACUCUUUUGAAGGUGAUGGCCACCUGUACAUAGUAAUGGAGUUCUGUGGCGGGGGGGACCUGCUCCAAAGGAUACAGCAACAGAAAAACACACUGUUCUCACAGGACACAAUUCUGAAGUGGUUUGCUCAGAUGUGUUCUGGUACGAAGCACAUCCAUGACAAACGUGUCUUACACAGGGAUCUCAAGUCCAAGAAUAUCUUCCUGACAGACAAUGGGACAGUGAAGCUGGGUGACUUUGGCUCAGCCUGUGUUCUAAACAGUACGAAGGCCUUUGCUCACACCUACGUUGGAACUCCGUACUACGUUUCCCCUGAGAUCUGGGACAGUAAGCCAUACAAUAAUAAGAGCGACGUGUGGUCUCUCGGCUGUGUCCUCUACGAGCUCUGCACCCUGCGACACCCGUUCCAGGCUCCUAGUUGGAAGAGUCUGAUCAUGAAGGUGUGUCGUGGUUCCUACCCUCCUCUACCACAACACCUGCCUUAUGAGCUGCACUACCUGGUCAAACACAUGUUCAAGACCAACCCCAAAGACCGUCCGUCCCUCCACACCAUCCUCACGUCUCACCGCGUAGCCAGACUCCUGCGCAGACACCUGCCCAACAAGGAGUUGGAGAGGAGAACCGGGAGGUGGAGGAGAGAGGAGGGGGAGAAGGUAGCCUCACUCCUGGGGCAGAAGACCCUCAUGACAGCCUCUACCUUGGAGGGUCUGGAGUCCUGUGUGGCCCCUGCUGAGGCCCCUGCUGAGAGCGGCAGCAGUGGAGAGCAGCGUGGCCCUCGUAGACAGUGGGCCCCGUGCCCAUCAGACACAGCUCUACUGCUGUUGCCUAACACUGACCUCCUCUCCUCUGGGAGUCUGGCAACCGCAGGCCAGACACAUUCAGAGAACAGAGAGAGAAAAGUAUGGGACAGGAGUCCACCAGAGAGACUACUCCGUCUGUUAGAGAAAGCCCAGCUCAGCACCGCUUUCAGAACCUACUCCAUACACACAGAAGGGGAAGACCCUCUGGUAGGUCCCCUGUCCAGGGGAGGAGGGGACGACACAGACGGACAGACAGCCGGACAGACAGAGGAUGAAGACAGGCUGCAACCACGCUCUGAUGACGAGGACACAGACUUUGAAGAGGACUGUCCCUGUGACUGGAUGGAUGAACUGGAACAGAUGUCUAUGGACCACUGAUGUUACCUAGUGGUCUGCCUACCUAGAUAUGUCCACUACAGUAGUCCCCUGUCCACUACAGUAGUCCCCUGUCCACUACAGUAGUCCCCUGUC
Molecule: messenger RNA, 1557 nt
Organism: Coregonus clupeaformis (lake whitefish)
Lineage: Eukaryota; Metazoa; Chordata; Actinopteri; Salmoniformes; Salmonidae
Gene: nek3
Product: NIMA related kinase 3
Exons: 14
Coding region: 88-1464 (458 amino acids)
Biological process (GO): protein phosphorylation
Molecular function (GO): protein kinase activity; ATP binding
Source: RefSeq, a predicted model, not a curated record